AUGAGCUGUUGCGACUUGCUAGAAGAUUACCAAUACUUUCAAGGAAUCGGCACCUAUAAACUUCAUACUCGCGGAGCAACCUUCUUUAGGGCCAGACAGAUUUGUAAAGAAGAAGGUGGACAUCUCGCUAUUAUUAAUUCUCUGGCAGAAGAAAAAGUACUUCUGGAUUUAUUUAAACGCCCAGAAAAAUUUGUAAAUGUGAUGAGUAAUGAAAGAGCUUUACUCGGUAUUCAUGAUAUAUUCGCUGAAGGCGAGUGGGAGACAAUUUUUGGUCAGUCUCUUUAUAGAACUGGCUUUUCAAAAUGGAGCAAUAACUGGAAUGGACAACCAGAUGAUUCGAAACAUAUACUCAAUUGUGGCUUUUUAUUGAAAUCGGGAGGACUGGAUGAUGACUUGUGUGAUGCUCAGCAUCCUUUUUUCUGCGAAAUACCAGAGUAUUGCGUAGCUUAUUUAUAA
Messenger RNA from Cotesia congregata, 456 nucleotides. The record is from the annotation of a GenBank genome assembly. Lineage: Eukaryota; Metazoa; Arthropoda; Insecta; Hymenoptera; Braconidae.